Messenger RNA from Opisthocomus hoazin, 1998 nucleotides. The record is from RefSeq and is a predicted model, not a curated record. NCBI's taxonomy places the organism in Eukaryota, Metazoa, Chordata, Aves, Opisthocomiformes, Opisthocomidae.
UGCUGUGAAAUCCAGCCUACUCUUACCGAGUCUGUAGCUUGAAAGCGUCACGGGCUUGCUGUUUCUAUAUUAAAAAUGAAUGGAAAGUACCUUCGCUUUUUGAUUUGGGAACCAGACUUUUUCCGUAUUUGGAUUUACGGCUAAUAGGAAACAAAAUCGAGGGGAAUAAUUUGGUGACUUUUUUCUCCCCGUAGUGAGAGCGACAGAUCUUGCUCCCCCCACCUUUUCCUGAGAUUUAAUCAUUUGCAGAUCUUGCCAUGGGGUGCGGACUGAGAAAGCUGGAAGACCCAGAUGAUAGCAGCCCUGGAAAAAUCUUUUCUACAUUGAAGAGACCACAAGUUGAAACAAAGACGGAUUCUGCUUAUGAAUAUGUAUUGCUGGAUUUUACUUUAGAAGCUUCCUCAAAUCCAGAAGUUAUCAAGAUCAAUUCUGUGCUGGAUAUAGCAUCGAAGGUGGAAGAAUAUUACAGCAGGGGAUAUGUUGUAGGAGCUGUUCAUCCUGUUAUACUGCCAAUUGGACGUAGAAGGAGUUUCCCUGCAAGUCACAUGUAUCGAGUGGUGCUUUCACGAUUAAAAUUAAGCCAGAAGCAUGCGGCACCCAGAGCACAAAGACACCCCAGGCUGGUGAUUGAGGAAUGUCCUUUAAUGUGUGAAACGCUGACAAAUGAGGUAGUGAAAGAACUGUUAGAAAAGGAAAUGGAGGCUGCUAGAAGAGGAAAGAAGUUUGUGGGAUUUGUAACGCAACAUGUUCCUCAACCUAAAGCCUGCAAUGGAACAAGCACUGAUGGAAGUGCAGAGCUGGAGUCAACACUGGGCAGAAGAAAUAGGGAACACAGAAGAAAAAAUUCUGAUGAAAACUACAAAAACUGGAAUGAAGGGACACUGAGCGGUCACUCAUCGGAGAGUGGGAUAGAGGAGGAACUGCCAGGAGAAAGCGGUCUGUUACAGGAUGCAGAUUUCCAGUUUGGAAAAGAAGUUGGCCCUGUUAAACCACGAAAAGGAGAUGGUAAUAACAACAAGCUAUAUACGGUCUUCAACGUUUUUGAUGAUGAUUCUAUGUGCUGGACCUAUCACGAAGGCAUUUUGUCUAUGAAAGUGGCAAGAAAGGGGCCGGUUAUUAGUACACUAGAAGCAGACUGGCUGGAAUUAACCACGUUUUAUUAUAAACAAGGAUUGUCCUUAAUUGAUUCUUUCGUACACUGGGAAACUUCUAAAGGGGACUAUUUGCCCAAGUCUUUAGAAGGAUUAUUUAUCUACGAAGAAGAAGGUGCUGGGGUUCCAGGGUCUAACAGGAAAGGAAAUGAUGCAAUAGUUGUUGAACAAUGGACAGUCAUUGAGGGGUGUGAAAUUAAAACAGAUUAUGGACCUUUAUUGCACACGCUGGCUGAGUUUGGAUGGCUUCUGACCUGUGUCCUGCCUACACCUAUUGUACGACAUGACAGUGAAGGAAAUCUGGCCACAAAGCAAGUUAUUUUUCUUCAGAGACCUGUUAUGUGGAAUUCUGCUGUCCAGACACCAGAGAAGAAAUCCUUAAGGCAAGUUAUUGGGGACGAAAAAGGCAAAGCCUCCAGCAGAAGUGUUGGAUUAGACACGGCUACUUCUCGCCCUGUAGAAAUGGGACAGCCACCUGACGAGUUUCACCUGUCUCCUGCUAAACAGUGCUGGAUCAAGGAGGGAUCUUCCCAGUACGGAGGCUUUCCAGGAUUCAGCAGCAGUGAUGGAGUAUUAAGGGAACUGGAUGAUGGACAAUUUGACCCAGAAGAUGGAGUCACUCAGGUCACGUGUAUGUGAUGAAGUAAGUAACCACCUCAGAUGGACAUGUACAUAAUUCACACAAAUGGCUAAAAAAAAAUGCUACUACUUUAAAUGCGUUGGCGUAAUCCUAUGACUUUUCCUAGACUCAGUUUGUAUUUUCUUCUGUUCCUUUGUUGUGUUAAUCCUACUGUAGUAAUGAUACUACUGCAAAAUAAUUUGGUUUUCUGUCCUUCUGUAAUGGAAU